GGACUGGGUCUUUAAUCAACGAGGUCCUGAAAGUUACAAAUAGUUAUAAUCCCUUGUGCUUCUUUAGAUAAAUGUUUGUGAAUCUCAAGUUUUUAUACAGUUAUCGCAAUAAUAAUUAAGUUUUUUUUCGAGAAGUUAUAAAUGAUUUGUUUUCAAAGGAGGUAAAUAUCGAGUUCCAUGACGAUCUGACAGGACCUGGGAGACGCUGCUUCUUCCGCCUUGGCCUGGCCUUAGCAGAGAGUAUCUGUUGCAGUCAUGUCGGCUGCGAUUGCAGCUCUAGCUGCUUCGUAUGGCUCGGGCUCGGGGUCCGAAUCGGAUUCGGACAGUGAGGGCAGUCGGUGUCCGCUGCCAGCCGCGGACUCUCUCAUGCACUUGACCAAAUCGCCUUCAGCCAAGCUCUCUCUGACCGUGGCGGUGGACUCGGCUCCGGAGGUGGCAGUUAAGGAAGACCUGGAGACUGGAGUUCACCUUGACCCUGCCGUCAAAGAAGUUCAGUAUAAUCCCACCUAUGAGACCAUGUUCGCUCCUGAGUUUGGACCAGAAAAUCCCUUUCGAACACAGCAAAUGGCUGCCCCUAGAAAUAUGCUUUCUGGGUAUGCAGAGCCAGCACAUAUCAAUGACUUCAUGUUUGAGCAGCAAAGAAGAACAUUUGCUACGUAUGGCUAUGCACUGGACCCUUCGUUAGAUAAUCACCAGGUGUCUGCUAAGUAUAUUGGCUCUGUGGAAGAAGCGGAGAAGAACCAAGGCUUGACUGUAUUUGAAACUGGUCAGAAGAAAACAGAAAAGAGGAAAAAGUUCAAAGAAAAUGAUGCAUCUAAUAUUGAUGGUUUCUUGGGACCAUGGGCAAAAUAUGUGGAUGAAAAAGAUGUGGCCAAACCUUCAGAAGAAGAACAAAAGGAAUUGGAUGAAAUCACAGCAAAGAGGCAGAAAAAAGGCAAACAGGAAGAAGAGAAACCUGGGGAGGAGAAGACAAUCUUACAUGUUAAAGAAAUGUAUGACUAUCAAGGCAGGUCCUACCUUCACAUACCUCAGGAUGUUGGUGUUAAUCUACGGUCAUCUGUGCCACCUGAAAAAUGUUACCUUCCCAAAAAACAAAUUCACGUGUGGUCUGGACACACAAAGGGUGUCAGUGCCGUCAGGCUCUUUCCUCUUUCUGGACAUUUGUUGCUGUCUUGCUCCAUGGACUGUAAAAUUAAGCUAUGGGAAGUUUAUGGAGACCGGCGCUGUCUGAGAACAUUUAUUGGUCACAGUAAAGCUGUGAGAGACAUCUGCUUCAACACUGCAGGAACACAGUUCCUCAGUGCGGCCUACGACAGGUACCUUAAACUCUGGGACACUGAGACAGGACAGUGUAUAUCAAGAUUUACAAACCGCAAAGUACCCUACUGCGUCAAGUUCAAUCCCGAUGAAGAUAAGCAAAAUCUCUUUGUGGCUGGGAUGUCUGAUAAGAAGAUCGUACAGUGGGACAUCCGCAGUGGAGAGAUUGUUCAGGAAUAUGAUCGGCAUCUGGGGGCUGUCAACACGAUUGUUUUUGUCGAUGAGAACCGAAGAUUCGUGAGUACAUCUGAUGAUAAAAGCCUACGAGUUUGGGAAUGGGAUAUCCCUGUGGAUUUUAAGUACAUAGCAGAGCCCAGCAUGCACUCCAUGCCUGCAGUGACUUUGUCUCCAAAUGGAAAAUGGCUAGCAUGCCAAUCAAUGGACAACCAAAUCUUAAUUUUUGGAGCACAGAACAGAUUCAGAUUGAAUAAGAAGAAAAUUUUUAAGGGCCACAUGGUAGCAGGCUACGCUUGUCAGGUAGACUUCUCACCAGACAUGAGCUAUGUGAUUUCAGGAGAUGGAAAUGGGAAAUUAAACAUCUGGGACUGGAAGACCACAAAACUCUACAGUCGCUUUAAAGCCCAUGAUAAAGUGUGCAUAGGCGCAGUGUGGCACCCCCAUGAGACCUCCAAGGUCAUCACGUGUGGUUGGGACGGCCUCAUUAAGUUGUGGGAUUAAUGGGAUUAGUCCUUUCACUGUCUGGGGUCAUUUCUGAUCCAGUGUCUUAUUUAACUAUUUAAUUAUUAAAACGUGUUGGAUGACAGUUUGACUUAUAGGUAAUCUUUUCUUAUAUGGCCUUAUGAAGUUGGCCUAUUGUUUUUAAGAGCUUGGUAAAUUUGCCUCAGAGAAGUUCAACAGCAACUUCAUUUUGUUCUUUAUAGAUGUUAUUUAUA
Molecule: messenger RNA, 2210 nt
Organism: Mus caroli (Ryukyu mouse)
Lineage: Eukaryota; Metazoa; Chordata; Mammalia; Rodentia; Muridae
Gene: Cdc40
Product: cell division cycle 40
Biological process (GO): mRNA splicing, via spliceosome
Cellular component (GO): catalytic step 2 spliceosome
Molecular function (GO): protein binding; mRNA binding
Source: RefSeq, a predicted model, not a curated record